AUGGCCCUGUUGGAUCUUUUCAUUGCUGCUUCAAUCCCAGUGCUCAAAGUGCUUUUGAUCACUGCACUUGGCUCUUUUCUUGCCCUGGAUCGAAUCAGCAUACUUGGUGCAGAUUCCAGGAAGCAUUUGAACAAUAUUGUGUUUUUUGUAUUCAAUCCAGCACUUGUUUCCAGCAACUUGGCAAAGACAGUAACAUACCAAAGCAUGGUUCAGCUGUGGUUCAUGCCUUUCAAUAUCCUCAUCACUUUCAUUGCUGGUUCACUACUGGGAUGGAUGCUCAUUCAAAUUACAAGAACUCCUCAACACCUGCGCGGACUUGUCUUGGGAUGCUGCGCGGCAGGGAAUUUAGGGAACAUGCUUCUUAUUAUAAUUCCAGCAAUCUGCAAAGAGAGUGGAAGCCCUUUCGGAGCACCUGAUGUUUGCCAUUCAUUUGGAAUGGCGUAUGCUUCGCUUUCAAUGGCGAUAGGGGCCAUCUUCUUGUGGUCAUAUGUAUAUAACAUUUUGAGGAUAUCCUCAAGCAAGAGCUCAAAAGAAGUGGAAAUAAAUGACUCCUCUGUGGAUAAAACUCCAUCACUGAAUGCCAGCUACACAGAACCACUCCUGCAUUCUUCUGAUGAAGCUAUGCAAGUAUCUAAGGACCAAUUACCUCUUGUUGUAUCGCCUUCCUCCAGAUUCGAGCAUAAACCUCAGGUUGUUUUAUAUGAAAAUCCUCAAGAUUCACUGUUUAGCAAAAUAAUGCAUCAUGCAGAAGCACUAGCGAAAAAGCUUAAUCUGAAGAGGCUACUUGCACCUUCAACUGCUGGAGCAAUGGUUGGUUUUGCAAUCGGACUUGUACCUUUCUUUCGAAAUUCCAUCAUUGGCGAAAGAGCUCCUCUCCGUGUGAUUCAAGACACUGCUCUGCUGCUAGGGGAUGGAGCCAUCCCAUCUCUGACCUUAAUCAUGGGAGGAAAUCUCUUAAAAGGUUUGCAAGGUUCAGAAACACCAAAGUCUAUCAUUUUGGGCAUUAUAGCUGUGAGAUACAUUGGGUUGCCAGUAAUAGGCAUUGGCGUAGUCAAACUGGCACUAAAGUUUGGAGUGGUGCACAAUAAUCCACUGUAUCAGUUUGUUCUUCUGCUACAAUUUGCACUUCCUCCAGCAAUGAACAUAGGAACCAUGACUCAGCUGUUUGGUGCUGGUGAAAGUGAAUGUUCAGUGAUCAUGUUGUGGUCUUAUGCCUUAGCUUCAGUGGCUCUUACCUUUUGGUCUACAUUCUUCCUGUGGCUGGUGGCUUGA
Molecule: messenger RNA, 1272 nt
Organism: Oldenlandia corymbosa var. corymbosa
Lineage: Eukaryota; Viridiplantae; Streptophyta; Magnoliopsida; Gentianales; Rubiaceae
Source: the annotation of a GenBank genome assembly